AAGACCUUAGCCUCACCGGAUAAGAAAGCGGCGAAGAGGUUUGUCUGGAAGCCCGCCACGAGUGUACGCAAGAGAAGAGGCGACAUGGCUCUCCUCCUCCCUUCUCUCUCCUUCCUUCCUCCCUCUUCUCCUCCUUGUCUCUGGGCUCCUUCUAUUCCCAUCAAAGCUAAUCCAUGUAAAAUCUCUGGGUGUUUCGCAUUGAGGUUGCACCAGAAAGGCCUCUUUCAAAGGAGGUCUUUAAAUGGAGUCAGCAUUCCUGCUCCUUUUCCUUUUGGGGAGAAGAGGUCACUGAUCACUCGUGCUUCCUCAGAGACUGAUGGAAAUGAUGGAAGUGAACUUGUUCCACCAUCUGAAGGGGCAGCAGAGGCUAUAUCAGUGGAGAACCUUCCUUUGGAGUCAAAAUUGCAGAUGAUGCUUGAGCAGAAGAGAAGGAUGAAGCUGGCCAAGAAGAUAAGGCUUCGCAGGAAGAGGCUUGUACGGAAGCGGCGGAUGAGGAAGAAGGGCAGAUGGCCACCAUCGAAGAUGAAGAAGAACAAGAAUGUCUGAUCCAUGUUGGAUCACCUUGCAGGGAAUUUCAACUCCUUUGUCAAAAUGGUAUAGGUUGAAUCUCCAAUUAGAUUCUUCGUUCAUUUGGUGGUGAAAGGAAGAUCGCUUCUUUUGCUAAAUUUAGAAAUAUCUGCAAAACCAGACCAAGGUCGGAGGAAUCUGUAUCGGGCACCGUACCGGUUCUCCGGUAGGACGACUCGGUACAGGCCAUGCCGGAACUAUAUGGAGAGAGGGCACGACACCGUGGGAGAGAGAAAAGGAGAAAGAAAAGCGAGCAGGGGAGGGAGGGAGGGCUAGCGGACGUUGCGGGGGGCUGGUUGUGCUUUCUGUUACAAACUAUUGUCAAGAAGCCAAAAGGCAAUACCUCUAUUAUUUGCUUAGUAUGCUGUGAUUUGAAUGCAUAUAAUGAGAACCAUCAUAGGGCAUCAUAAUGGGAGAAUAGUUAGCAGAGAAUUUCUCACCCUUAUACAAUAUAAGUUUAUCAUCCCCAAAUAUAUGGAACAUGGCUGUUACUUUGAUUUUAUUAUAAUACUACAUAAUUAUUUGAUGGCCUAA
Molecule: messenger RNA, 1101 nt
Organism: Phoenix dactylifera (date palm)
Lineage: Eukaryota; Viridiplantae; Streptophyta; Magnoliopsida; Arecales; Arecaceae
Source: RefSeq, a predicted model, not a curated record